Messenger RNA from Gavia stellata (red-throated loon), 2945 nucleotides. It is a transcript of the gene LRRC8B, whose product is annotated as leucine rich repeat containing 8 VRAC subunit B. Bases 51 to 2459 code for a protein of 802 amino acids. NCBI's taxonomy places the organism in Eukaryota, Metazoa, Chordata, Aves, Gaviiformes, Gaviidae. Gene Ontology annotation, molecular function: protein binding. The transcript has 3 exons. The record is from RefSeq and is a predicted model, not a curated record.
AUUUUAUUCUCUUUAAUUAGUAAACUGCUGUUCUCUCACAGGUGAAAGUCAUGAUCACGCUAACAGAACUCAAAUACUUAGCAGAUGCCCAGUCAUCCUACCACAUACUAAAACCAUGGUGGGAUGUCUUCUGGUAUUACCUCACCAUGAUAAUGCUGCUAGUUGCUGUGCUCGCUGGGGCUCUCCAGCUUACUCAAACCAGAGUAUUGUGUUGUCUUCCUUGCAAGCUAGAAUUUGACAAUCAUUGUGCCGUGCCUUGGGAUUUAGUUAAAGCCAACCUUAACAUGUCGGCUAGCUCUACAGCACAGAUAAUCAUCCCGCUUAAAAUCCAGAAUGAUCUUCAUCGGCAGCAGUAUUCCUAUAUUGAUGCAGUAUGUUAUGAGAGACAGCUUCAUUGGUUUGCCAAAUUUUUUCCAUACCUAGUACUUCUGCAUACCUUUAUUUUUGCAGCUUGCAGCAAUUUCUGGCUUUACUAUCCUAGCACAAGUUCCAGGCUUGAGCACUUUGUAGCUAUUCUUCAGAAGUGUUUUGAUUCUCCAUGGACAACACGUGCCCUCUCAGAAACAGUUGCCGAGCAGUCUGUGAGGAAGUUGCCAAUAGCCAAAUCAAAAGCAGUGAUUUCGUCACCUGGGAGUUCAGUAGAUAUAGGGGCCAGCAGACAGUCCCUGCCAUAUUCACAGCCUGGCUUGGAAACAACUGGAAGAGAAAAUUCCUCAAGUGUUCUUGACAAAAAAGAAGGGGAACAAGCUAAAGCUAUAUUUGAAAAAGUGAAGAAAUUCAGAGUACAUGUUGAAGAGAAGGAUGUCAUAUAUACAGUGUAUAUGAAACAGAUUAUAGUGAAAGUCAUUGUGUUUGUAAUAAUAAUAAUUUAUGUCCCCUACUAUUUAUCAUUUAUUACACUUGAAAUUGAUUGUGUAGUUAAUGUUCAAGCCUUUACAGGCUACAAAAGGUACCAGUGUGUUUAUUCACUAGCAGAAAUUUUUAAAGUUUUGGCUUCAUUUUAUGUUGUUUUAGUGAUCUUCUAUGGCUUAACUUGUACUUACAGUUUGUGGUGGAUGUUAAGAAGUUCACUUAAGCAAUAUUCUUUUGAGAAGUUGAGAGAGAGAAGUAAUUACAGUGAUAUACCUGAUGUGAAGAAUGACUUUGCAUUUAUUCUCCACUUGGCAGAUCAGUAUGAUCCUCUUUAUUCCCAACGAUUCUCAAUAUUCCUGUCUGAUUUGAGUGAAAACAAACUGAAACAGAUAAAUCUUAACAAUGAAUGGUCAGUGGAAAAACUGAAAAAUAAACUAGUAAGAAAUUCCCAAGACAAGACUGAACUUCACCUUUUCAUGUUAAAUGGUCUUCCAGACAGUGUCUUUGAACUGACAGAAAUAGAAGUCCUAAGCCUGGAACUUAUUCCUGAAGCCAAACUUCCUUCAGCUGUGACCCAGCUAGUCAAUCUCAAAGAACUCAAUGUUUAUCAUUCAUCACUAACUAUGGAUUAUGCAGCAGUCAGCUUUUUAGAAGAAAAUCUGAAAACAUUGCGCCUGAAAUCUAGUGAGAUGGGAAGAAUUCCAUUUUGGGUCUUUCAUCUAAAAAACCUACAAGAACUGUGCUUAACAGGAUAUUUCAUGCUAGACCAUCACAACUCCAUAUACAACGAAAGCUUUCAGGGGCUAAAAAAUCUGAGAUCAAUUAACUUAAAAAACAACCUUUCCCGUAUACCUCAAGUGAUUACAGAUCUUCUGCCUUCUUUACAACAUUUGUCUAUCAACAAUGAGGGAAAUAAACUGAUAGUGCUAAAUAACCUGAAGAAGCUGGUAAACCUGAGAACCUUGGAAUUGAUCUGCUGUGAUUUAGAGCGCAUUCCCCAUUCCAUUUUUACUCUAAACAAUUUGCAUGAAAUUGACUUAAAAGAAAAUAAUCUCAGAACAGUGGAAGAAAUAAUUAGUUUUCAACAUCUUAAGAACCUUUCUUGCUUAAAAUUGUGGCACAACAGUAUUUCAUAUGUCCCAGUGCAGAUUGGUGCAUUAUCAAACCUGGAACAAUUGUAUCUAAAUUAUAAUAAUAUUAAAAAUGUUCCAUUGCAGCUAUUUCUUUGUAAAAAAUUACACUAUUUGGAUCUUAGCUAUAAUAAGCUAACCUCCAUCCCUGAAGAAAUUGGUUAUCUGACCAAUCUGCAGUACUUGGCUUUGACAAAAAACCAUAUUGAAAUGCUUCCUGAUGGAUUAUUUCGGUGCAAAAAGCUGCAAUUUCUUCUUCUGGGAAAUAACAGUCUGAUGAAUUUGUCCCCUUGUGUGGGUCAGCUACUGAAUCUUGUUCAAUUAGAGCUCAUUGGAAAUUACCUUGAAUCACUUCCUGCUGAACUGGACGAAUGUCAGUUCUUAAAGCGGAAUAGUCUAAUUGUAGAAGAAAGGUUGUUAAAAACACUUCCACCUCGUGUAAGAGAGCGUUUGCAGACAUGCUCAGAUAAGUGCUAAGUUUAAAAUUAAACUCUGCAUCAUUGCAUUCUAUCAGCCUUUUGCUUAAUAUCUCUCUAAAGAUCUGUAUAGGUGGAGAGAAGUGAAGGAGAGAUAACAGUUUACAAAUCAGUCUUAAACUUUAAUGCAUUGAACUGAGUUGAUUGUAUUGGAAAAGAAAAAUUUAUUUAGAUUUGAACAAAAAAAUGCAGCCUUUACCAGGUAAUCAUAUGUUUGACAAAUCUGAAAUAUGAAUUGUUGGCUUGGUUCUACUGGUUGAAAUAAUUCAGUUAAAUGUUUAUAAUAGUAUUGUAAUGGAAGAGUUGAUUGCCUGGCUACAAUGGAAGUGUAUAUACUUUUUUUCCUAUGGGGAUUUUUUCUGUUGGUAGUGAUAAUUUUAAACAGUUUCAUCUCCUGCUAUAUGAGGUCUAAGAACUCUCUGGAAUUAGUUUCUAAAUAUGGACUUUUCACUAACUUAGGAUAUGUUAAAUUAAGAGUUUAAACUAU